Messenger RNA from Lolium rigidum, 1519 nucleotides. RefSeq lists its product as uncharacterized. The transcript is spliced from 7 exons. Lineage: Eukaryota; Viridiplantae; Streptophyta; Magnoliopsida; Poales; Poaceae. Bases 58 to 1245 code for a protein of 395 amino acids. The record is from RefSeq and is a predicted model, not a curated record.
UCCGUUCGCGAGGGGCAAGAUGGGCAGGGUGACGCGGUUGCGGUUGCAAUAGCGCUGAUGUCCCAGAAACUUGACUCUUUCUUGUCCAUCAUGAUGCAGCGAGAUGCCGCUGCAGCUGAGCGCGAAGCUGCCUCACAGGCAAGGCUUGACAACGCCUUUGCCGCGAUGCAGACCGCAACAGCAAAGUUGGAUGGGCUGAUCGCGUCAAUGAUGCAACGCGAAGCCGACCUCGAUGUCAGGGACUACAAUCGGGCCCUUGAUCUACGCCUAGCUUGCGGCUCAGGUCCAGUGGAAGCAAAGUUCAACUGGAUGUUUGGCCAUGGUGUAACUCCCAGGACACAUGGCAAGGCAACGAAGAGCCAGGCAAGAUUCGAGAGGCUCCAGGUCUCUCUCAGGAAAUUCGUGCUGUGGUUUACUGACAAUGCCUCAGCAACCGAUCUAUCAAAGGUGUUCAUCCAGUUCAACGAUGCCCCUCGAGUAUCAAUAUCUGGCGCCGAGAUAAAGGAUUUCCUACUCAACCACGAGGACAUGAGCCAGGUGCUUGAGAGCGCUCUGAUCAGGGUGCUUCGAAGGGACGAGAGCCACCGUGAGCCAAACUCUCAGGGAUCGACACACUACGUUGGAAAGGAGUGGGCGCGAAAGGUUGUUGCAGGAGGGUCAACCAGCGCAUGCGAGGAACUGUUUUACCUCCGCCCAAAGAUCCAGUACAACCUAGCUGCUUGCAAAAAGGUCGUUGUUUCCCUGGACAUGAAACAGGAAGGCUGGGCAUCUCUGACAAUAGACUUCCGCCGAUGCAUUACAUAUCUUAUCCACCCAAACCUGUCGGGAGUAAGCCCGGUUGAUGUGCUGCACCACCAUAUCGACCUGAUGAAGAUACUUACUCAGGCAGCACAGGAGCACAUGACUAAGCACGCUGGCGCUGUGAUACCCAUGGUUGAAUGGGAAUAUGAGGUUGCUCUGAAGACAGAACACCAUAUGAAUGGGCCAGAAUCUGGAUUCACAACAGCUUUCUACAGCAUCCCAAAAGACAACCAAUUCAUGAUUGUCAGCCCAGAAACAAUUGGGCUUGCCAAGCACACUUUCCUCUACUCAAUGGUCCGCAUGUCAUACCGCUCUACCAAGAGGAAGAUCCCCCAGGGGAAGCGGAAGAAGGUGCUGAAGAGGGGAAGAGACGGGAAGUUCAUUUCCAGCCUUGAUCCAGAAGGGAGUGGCGCUUCAGCCAGCGAUGCAGCCUCGUCUGCUUGAUUUCGAGUGGCACCACUAGAGUCACACGGGAUAUAUAUGCAUUUUCGUGUGACUGGUCCACCAGGCUAUCUUUAAAUUCACGCAGGACUUUCGGGUGGCACCACUAUAGGCCACCAGGCUAUCUUUAAAUUCGUGCAGAACAAGUAAGACUUUUAUUUGGAUCCAAUGCCUUAGUGGCUUAAUCGAACUGGUGGCUACCACCGUUCUAUUGUAAUCGAUAAUAUGACUAUCUACCCCUGUCAUGGUGGUAUAAUCUAUGUUUGCUUAGCUAUCA